AUGAGGCUCAUGGCUCCGUGUCCCUGUGAGGAUAUGAGGCUCAUGGCUUCGUGUCCCCCUGAGGAUAUGAGGCUCCUGGCUCCGUGUCCCUCUGAGGAUGUGAGGCUCAUGGCUCCGUGUCCCUGUGAUGAUAUGAGGGUCAUGGCGUCGUGUCCCUCUGAGGAUAUGAGGCUCAUGGCUCCGUGUCCCUGUGAGGAUAUGAGGCUCAUGGCUCCGUGUCCCUCUGAGGAUAUGAGGCUCAUGGCUUCGUGUCCCUCUGAGGAUAUGAGGCUCCUGGCUCCGUGUCCCUGUGAGGAUAUGAGGUUCAUGGCUUCGUGUCCCUCUGAGGAUGUGAGGCUCAUGGCUCCGUGUCCCUGUGAUGAUAUGAGGCUCAUGGCUCCGUGUCCCCUAAGGAUAUGA
This is a messenger RNA of Procambarus clarkii (red swamp crayfish), 399 nucleotides long. The record is from RefSeq and is a predicted model, not a curated record. NCBI's taxonomy places the organism in Eukaryota, Metazoa, Arthropoda, Malacostraca, Decapoda, Cambaridae.